GUUGUGUUCGUGUUUUAAAUGAUGACUAAUGAUUACGUGAACACAAUAAAGUACUUUAUGUGCGACCAUCCUAUAAUUCAGUUAUAUAAUUCAAUUAUGUGGAAUAUGAAUUCGUACACCCUUUGUUCUUUGUAAGCAAUUUAUAAUAAAAUGGCAUCUAUCGCCGAGAAGAAAUAUGACUAUGACAAAGAAGUAGAUGAAGUGUCGACUGAAUCAUCUUCUGCAUCAAAAGAAGAAGCUGGAUCGAUCGGGGUAUUCGAUUUUUAUAUCUGGACAGUAAUACCAGCUAUUGGGAUUUUGUUUUGUUUUAUCCACACCGAACAAGAGCAUUUUUGGAAAUGGACAGGCGAGACAAUUAGCGAUGCACAAUCUCUGCAGUCAAAAGUGGUUGUUUCUGUGAUAUCUACUGUUAUCGGUGGCUGUGUUGUAGCGACUCUUAUGAAAGCUAUUGCGAGUGUUUCUUACACUAUGAUCAGAUACCAAGGGGCAAACUUCUCUCAUCUAGUUGCAAUUAUCGGUGGGCACACUCCUGGACAAAUACCAAUGCUCGUUGCAGGAAAAAGGUGGUUUAGCAUCAUUUUAAUUAUCCUGAUUUUAAUUAUUAGUGCGGUGACCAAGCAGCUAGCUGUUGUAUCCAUGGGUGUAGAUCGUAUUUCUUUAGACAUUGGCUCAUCCAACUAUGCUAUACGAAACUAUUCCACGUGUGCAGCAACAAAUGCAGUAGAUGCUAUAGGCGGAAUAUUUCCGGUCUUGGCGUUAGAUGCUUUCAACAGCUUAAGAAAUCCAAAUACUACAUUCACAAAUGAAAUCUAUGACCGCAGUAUUCCAGACACUUUGCUUGGACAGUCUAUCUUUGAACGUGUUUUGCCUUACGCAAAUGUUUCAUGCAAACUCGUAAAGUAUCAAGAAGGCUUUAGCCGCUUUAAUCCGGAGUUGGGUACGAUCCCGUCAUCUAUAAAUAAGAAGUAUCCCUCCCCAUGGGCUGGAACUGUGUCUAUACCUUAUCAUGAUGAUUAUGGUAUGGCUGGUGUUCCCACUAAUUCCGUCAACUGCUCAAUAUAUAUAGGAUAUGCUACAGCACUAACAUCGUGUAAUAACACGUACUGCGACACAAAAAAGAUAACAAAUAUAAUUCGCUAUGAAGACGAUGCUUAUAACGGCGGCUUACCAAUGUUAUUUAAAUAUAUGUUUGAAGCAGUACAACGAAAUGGAAGCAUGUAUCGAAAUGUGUUAAUGACUUGGAUAUCUGGUGGAGGUAUUAAUGAUGUAUAUAGAGGCGAUCGAUUUAUUGAUGGAGAAAGUCUAGAAACAAUUACAAGUCGACUCGAAAGUAUGGCGACAGUUGCUGCUCGGGUCUUGUGCGAUUAUAAUAAUGAGGAUAUGACAGAAAACCACGAUAUUAGUUACACGACAUUUCAGUCUCGUAUACUGCACAAUUGUUAUGUAUACCAUGUUUUAUGGAAAUGGCCAUUCUGGGUACUUGCUGGCUGUAUUUUUAUCUUAUGGUUAGCGAGCAUGGUCGCCAUGCGAAUCACCCCCGAGAGCAGGGUAAUUUCAGUUGAGUGGCUGCUUAGUCAAUACUUUACAAAGGACCGUCUUGGAUAUCUCUCAGGUGGUCAACUAGUGAAGGCACACGAAGGAUCCAUUUUUCAGGUUGUGGAUUUGAAGGCGGAUGCUGAAAUUGGAAACAUUGCUAUUUCGGAUGCCCGAUAUCACAAAUAUGAAGCCAAUAUUAAUGUUGUCCAUGGAAGAAAAUACCAAUAACGAUAGUAAUUUGAUUACUACGCUGGUCUUAGUAAUCUACAUCAAUAAAUAAAUACAAAUUCAUAAGUG
This is a messenger RNA of Mucor mucedo, 1833 nucleotides long. RefSeq lists its product as uncharacterized. The coding region runs from base 151 to 1764 and encodes 537 amino acids. The record is from RefSeq and is a predicted model, not a curated record. The transcript has a single exon. Lineage: Eukaryota; Fungi; Mucoromycota; Mucoromycetes; Mucorales; Mucoraceae.